CCAAUUGGAAUUGGUUAAAUAUUCUACGGAGUUUGAGAAUGUACAAACGAAAUUUCUGAAAAAAAUAAAAUUGUUACGGCGAAAGAUAAAGAUGAAAUACAGAUUGUAAAUAGUUGGAAAAGGAUAGAUAAGCUAACUAAUACACAAAAAAUUCUUAAAGUUGUUGUACUAGUAAGUGAAGAAGAAGAAGAAGAACAGGAACAAAUGAAGAUUAGAGAUAUCAACACUGAUUUUAAGGAUUCUAGUAGUAGUAAUAAGAGAGCUAAAGUUAAGAUUGUUGAGUUAGAUAGUGAUGGCAAAGAAGUUGUAGAAAUAAUUAAACAAGUUGAAAGUUUUGAAGAAGAAGAAAAAGAAGCUGUGGUUGUUAGAGAACCCUUAUUAGUAUUUGGAGAAGAUUUAAUGUUAAUGAUAUUGAAUCAUCUUGAUGCACAAGGAGUUGCUAGUUGUUUACUUGUCUCUCAUGGUUGGAGUGAUGUUGCUUCAAGUGAUUCUCUCUGGACUAAAAAGUGUGAGGACCUGUGGUUCGGGAAAGCACAUAUGCCACGAUUAUUACCAGGAAUUUCUAGGUUGGCAGCUUAUUCAUUUUCGAUGAUGGAUGCCAGACGUUCCCGCAUCAUGACGGAGGAUCUUUGUGACCACGUAUGGCAGUUUCGCUUUAAGAAGGAACAUUUUGGAUCAUAAGAAACCCAAUUUGGGCCCAAUUGAGAAAACUGUGUUAUGACAGGAGGCUCCCGAAUAUUGGCGUAAUCUUGAUCCUUCAUGGAAGGGAAUCGGCCCUCCGAUGCUGAGGUACUUCCACCCAGAUGGCUCACAAAGUGCAGAUCCUGAUGAUCAGGUUUGGGGUGGCCAUGAAUGCACUUUUUCCACUGUUACAACCUUUGUGGCUGACGGGAACAUUACGUCAGAAUUAACAGAUGGCCGCCUAUGACCGUAUCAAGGAACAAGGAUUGGAGUUGGGAGCUGGGAAACCAAUUGUACUGGUACUCGAGCACUCCCGACGCCACCAAGGAGGGUGGCACUGGACCAUUGUUCCCAGCGUGGUAACUGAAUCUCAACUGGUGUGUAAACGAGGAACCUGUCAACUUAUCUCAUCAAUCUAAGCUUGGUCUGUUGCUGAAUGUUUUCCAUGUUCUAUUUUAACUAUUUUUUAUGUUCCACAAACUAUAAAGAGACAUAGUGAUGUCCGAAUAGUGCAGCUAAACUGUUACAUCUUCAACGGCUGUGUUACAUAUGCUGCGAUCAGUAAUGACUUGUUCUUUAUUUUCUUCUAGUGGUAAUAAAUUUGUUGGGUCGUUCUAAAUUAAAUAAAUUGGUCGGCUCUCAGAGAAAUAACUUGUUCUUUAUUUUCUUCUAGUGGUAAUAAAUUUGCUGGGUCGUUGUAAAUUA
Papaver somniferum (opium poppy) is the source of this 1386-nucleotide messenger RNA. RefSeq lists its product as uncharacterized. NCBI's taxonomy places the organism in Eukaryota, Viridiplantae, Streptophyta, Magnoliopsida, Ranunculales, Papaveraceae. The coding region runs from base 205 to 681 and encodes 158 amino acids. The transcript has 4 exons. The record is from RefSeq and is a predicted model, not a curated record. Gene Ontology annotation, molecular function: protein binding.